AUGCAGUUGACCGAUGCGCCCGAUGGUCUUGAUAUUUAUGAGGACCAUAGAGCAAAGGUGAUUGCUUCUGUGGUCGCUCCAGCUAUACUUGCAAUUAUAGCUGUGGGGCUUCGAUUAUGCGCGAGAACAGUUUCAAAGGCAACCCUUGACUGGGAUGACUAUCUGAUAGUUUUGGCUUUGGUUCUCAACACAGGGAACUGCGUUAUCAAUGUCCUAAUUGCUAAACUUGGAGGCAUGGGUUUGCAUGUAUGGAAUCCAGAGGUUAACCUGGAGAUGAUGUUCAAGCUGGUCUUUGUUAUGGAGUUUGUCUACAGCUCUACCAUUCCAGCGAUCAAAAUGUCAGUCCUCAUGUUUUACCGUCGCAUCUUUCCCGUCCAUAGGUUCAGUUAUGCACUUUACGCCUGUUCCUUUCUCGCCUUAGGGUGGUUUAUCGGAGUGAUGGUGGUCAACUUCGUCCAGUGCUUUCCAUAUGCCUACUUCUGGAAACAGUAUGGGGACUCCGAUGCCAAGGGAAAGUGCAUCGCCGUGGAAGAUUAUUUCAUGGGAAAUGGUAUUGCAGAGGCUAUUACAGACUUCAUCAUCUUGGUCACACCUUUCUAUCAAGUUUGGAAGCUUCAAAUGCCGACCAGUCAGAAAAUUGCCGUCUCUGCUAUCUUCGGUCUUGGAUUCUUCACGUGUGUUGCGGGUGCUUUACGCUGCUAUGCAGUCUACCUCAUGAACAAAAAUGAAGAUAUCACAUGGAACUUCGGUCGUGGCUUCAUAUGGAGCUCUAUAGAACCAUCCUGUGGUAUCAUAUCUGCAUGUCUGCCAACCCUCCGUCCACUUUUGCGUCAUUUCUUUCCGACAGCAUUUGGCAAUAGCAGCCACCAGAAGUCCAACGAAUUUUAUCCUCUGAGUGAUCGCGCAAAUUUUGGCCCAGGAGAAGGACUAGCUCCUCAAAAUGAUAUCCGUGGCGGGUCCUCAGAUUCAUCGGCGCCAUUAGGAUCUAAACAAGAUCCAAAUCACGCAAUUAUGGUCCGUCAAGAGUUCAGGUUCUCGACCAAAUUGGACGAGCACGAGCAUGCUUGA
This is a messenger RNA of Penicillium angulare, 1068 nucleotides long. RefSeq lists its product as uncharacterized. Bases 1 to 1068 code for a protein of 355 amino acids. The record is from RefSeq and is a predicted model, not a curated record. The transcript has 5 exons. Lineage: Eukaryota; Fungi; Ascomycota; Eurotiomycetes; Eurotiales; Aspergillaceae.